GACGGUUUUCUUUUUCUUUCAGUGCUAUUUGGUCGUUAGGAAGAGUCUGUCCAUUUCAGAACAUUGAAUGACACAAUUUCUGUCCACAUGUUUUACCUCUACUUAGUGUCUGCACUUUAAAUGCUGAGAUCCGGUUUUUGAUAUCAGACUUCAGGGAAUUAACUGCUGUGCCGUUUCAAGCUUUUCUUUCUAAUUAUUGAUAAUUUGAUAUAUAUUUCCCUAUAAAAUGUCAGUUUUUCUGUGUUAAACUGUCUUACAAUUGAGUAUAAACAGCCAGCAUUGUGUGAACUAAAUUGAUAUUAUUGUAAUGUUCUUUUGAGAAAAUGAAUCGUUCAACUACAAUAAUUUAAAUGAGUGCUUUUCGGAAGAGGCACAUUUAUGCUGAAUCUCUGCAGUUUUCUAGUAUGAACUCUCAGGGCCGCUGUUUACCAGGAUAUCAACAACUGGCAGCUUUUGUAGCAGCACCUCCCAUGUAACAUCGGCGUAAUAAAGACAGAACACGACGGGAAAUACGGGCCACUCAAUUCAUUCACAUUAUCUGGGAUAGAAAUGUCGACUUUACUUGUCACCUUUCUUGUGUGAAUGGUGGAUGUGCGGAAUUGACUGCUGGUAGUGGAAUUUACGUCGGUUGUAUGGGAUAUAAACAUCGCAGAAAAUAUACGGAGAGAACAAUGGCAUCGCAGGUACUGUUGUUUAUCGCUCUCCUCUUCAUCGGAACGGUGGUGGGGCAAGUCAGCUAUACUGUUCCGGAGGAAUUGUCAAGAGGCUCUUUAGUCGGUAAUAUAGCACAAGACUUAGGUUUAGAAAUCAAACGUUUAUCUUCUGGCAAAGCUCGAAUUUAUACUCGGGAAAGCGACGAGUACAUCGCGCUGAACAGAGAAAGAGGAGUCCUCGUAGUGAAAGAGAGAAUCGACAGAGAGGCGCUUUGCAGGAAGACGACGCCUUGUGCUUUACAUUUUCAGAUUAUUUUGGAGAAUCCUAUGGAAUUUUACACGGUCACGGUCCAGAUCACUGACAUUAAUGAUAAUCCACCAACCUUUAAAAAGGGGGAAACGAAAUUCAAAAUAAGCGAAUCUGCGGUGAUCGGUGCAAAAUUUGUGCUGGAAAGGGCUUUUGACCUUGAUGUUGGUAUUAAUAGUGUAAAUGGGUACGAAUUAAAACCAUCAGAUAAUUUUGCUCUCAAGCUGCACAAUAAUGUAGAUGGAAAUAAAAAUGUUGAGAUGGUGUUACAAAAGCCUUUAGAUAGAGAGAAAGAGGAACAGAUAUCUCUUGUUUUAACUGCUGUAGAUGGAGGAGAGCCGCAGAUGUCAGGAACAAUGCUGAUUGUCAUUACAGUUUUAGACGCUAACGAUAAUGCUCCAGUUUUUACACAGCAAACGUACAAAGCUACAGUUACUGAGAAUUCACCCAAAGGAACAGUCGUUGCUACUGUUACAGCAUCUGAUGCAGAUCAAGGAUCAAACAGUAAGAUCACCUAUUCAAUCACAAAUUCAAUUGACGAUGACAGUAAAGUAUUUGAAAUAAAUGAUGAAAACGGCGAAGUAACUUUAAUUGGAAACAUUGACUUUGAAGUGUCCCGACACUAUCAACUAAACGUACUUGCUAGUGAUGAAGGAGGACUUACUGAUUCCUGCAAAAUAGUUGUUGAUGUUCAAGAUGUAAAUGACAACAAACCUGAAAUUAAUAUAAUGUCGAAGUCAACAGUGAUUUCUGAGGAUGCUAAACUACAUACAGUCGUUACUAUGAUAAACAUCGAAGACAAGGACACGGGAGAAAACGGAAAAGUUCAUUGUAUCAUCGGUGAGAAUAUACCAUUUAUAUUAAAAACAUCAACAAAUAGUUUCUAUAGUUUAACCACAGACAGUGAUUUAGACAGAGAGAGGGACUCUGAAUAUAAUAUCACAGUGACCUGCUCUGAUGAGGGAGUGCCCUCCCUCUCCAGCAGCGUCACUCUCACCUUACAGAUCUCAGAUGUUAAUGACAACGCACCUUUCUUUGAGAAGAGCUCAUAUGAGGCCUACAUUGUAGAAAAUAACACACCAGGCCUCUCUAUAUUCACCGUGAAAGCCAGAGACGCUGACUGGAACCAGAAUGCCCGUGUUUCUUACAUGCUGGAGGACUCGUCUGUUAAUGGAGUGCCAGUCUCCUCAUAUGUGUCCGUUAGUGCUGAUAGUGGAGUCAUCCACGCAGUGCGAUCUUUUGACUACGAGCAGAUCAAAGAUUUUCAGUUCCACAUUAAAGCUCAGGAUGGAGGCUCUCCUCCACUCAGUAGCAACGUAACAGUGAAAAUCAUGAUCCAGGACCAGAAUGACAACCCUCCUCAGGUUCUGUAUCCAGUCCAGACUGGUGGCUCUCUGGUGGCUGAGAUGGUUCCUCGUUCAGCAGAUGUGGGCUAUCUGGUGACUAAAGUGGUGGCUGUUGAUGUGGACUCUGGACAAAAUGCCUGGCUCUCCUAUAAACUACAGAAAGCCUCAGACAGGGCGCUGUUUGAAGUGGGCUUACAGAAUGGAGAAAUCAGAACUAUCCGCCAAGUGACUGAUAAAGAUGCUGUGAAACAAAGACUGACUGUUAUAGUGGAGGACAACGGGCAGCCCUCUCGUUCAGCUACAGUCAUUCUUAACGUGGCGGUGGCGGACAGCUUCCCUGAAGUGCUGUCGGAGUUCACUGACUUUCCACACGACAAGGAGUACAAUGACAACCUGACUUUUUACUUAGUGUUGGCUCUGGCUGUAGUUUCCUUCCUCUUCAUCACGUGUUUAGUGGUUAUCAUAUCAGUGAAGAUCUACAGGUGGAGACAGUCUCGCAUCCUGUAUCACUCCAACCUCCCUGUGAUUCCAUAUUAUCCACCACGUUACUCAGACACUUUGGGGACAGGGACUCUCCAACACGUGUACAAUUACGAGGUGUGUAGGACAACUGACUCCAGAAAGAGUGACUGUAAGUUCGGCAGAGCUGGUAGUCAGAACGUGUUGAUAAUGGACCCCAGUUCAACAGGGACAAUGCAGCGGAUACAGACUGAGAAGAGCAUCCUGGAUGAACCAGACUCUCCUUUAGAGGUGAGACUGCUUUAA
Mugil cephalus (flathead mullet) is the source of this 3071-nucleotide messenger RNA. Its product is annotated as protocadherin gamma-A2-like. The record is from RefSeq and is a predicted model, not a curated record. NCBI's taxonomy places the organism in Eukaryota, Metazoa, Chordata, Actinopteri, Mugiliformes, Mugilidae. Gene Ontology annotation, molecular function: calcium ion binding. Bases 633 to 3071 code for a protein of 812 amino acids. Gene Ontology annotation, biological process: homophilic cell-cell adhesion. The transcript has a single exon. Gene Ontology annotation, cellular component: plasma membrane.